AUGUCUAGAUCGUUUGCUUCCGUUCUCGCUCUGGGUAUCGUGGGCACCGCCGCAGCCCCACUCACUUUGCCUGCCGGUGAGGAGAGCCUUGCAUACGGCGCGAUUGACUUUCGAUGCCCCGCCGGCGACGAGAGUAGCCCCCAGAUGAUAGCGAACAAUCAAGAUUCCGAAUGCUGCUGCCGAGUGCGAUGCCACCAGCACUCACGGUGGUCGACCUCCUUCAGAUCGAGUGAGAGCUGCAAUAAUGCAAAGCAGCUCUGCCGUCGGCUCCCUCUGUGCUUUGCGCUCGCCGUCAGCGGGGAUGCAGAGUGGGCGACGUUGAAGGCAAAGCCGCGCUGGUGGCUUCAGGCGCCCGGCGUUGACGAGUGCCGUCGCAUCCACGUCCAGGGUGCCGAAGGCAAGGCUGCUGCCAGGGCGGCGGCGAAAGCGUGGAUGGCCGCAAAGUGCAACGACUACGUCCAUGGCGAGCCCGCUGUGGCUCGUCGUCGAGGACGCUUUGUGUUUGAUAUCGGCUUCCACACCGGCGACGAUACUUUGUUCUUCCUCUCUCAGGGAUUCGACGUGGUGGCUGUCGAAGCGAAUCACGUGCUCAUCAGCGAGGGCAUGCGCCGUCCGAGCAUCGCACUUGCUGCGCGCUCAGAGCAGCUCCACUUGGUGAACGCGGGCAUCGUUCGAAACGAGCACAAUCGCACGCUCACGGUCUACGUGCACAAGACAGUCUCCGCUUGGAGCACGUUCAUGGACUCGGCCAGUAAAAGACUCGAUCAAUUCACCCCGUUGCAAGUGCCCACGGUCACGUGCGCCGCCUUGAUACGUAAGUAUGGCGUGCCCCUCUACCCCAAGAUCGACAUCGAGGGGGCGGACAAGUGGUGUAUCCAUAGCCUCACGUCCUUGCGCAAGCAGCAGCUUCCGAGGUACAUCUCUACGGAGGACCCGUUGGCGCUGGACGCAUUCGUACGACUGGGGUACACGCGCUUCAAGAAGAUGGUGGACCAGUCUUUGGCGCGACGGGGCGGCGUCUCGUUCUCGGGAGGGAUGCCUGAGGGUGCGCCCUCGCGCAACCCGAAGUGGGCGGGAGGCGCCACAGGGGAUCUGAACCACACCUCUUGGUUCACAGCCGAGGAGAUCCGCUCGGAUCCUGACUGGCAGCGCAUCGGGAGGAUUGGCAAACAGCGCAUGCUCCACGAGCCGCGCAGCGAAGCGAAAAAAUACCCGUGA
This is a messenger RNA of Emiliania huxleyi CCMP1516, 1218 nucleotides long. RefSeq lists its product as hypothetical. The transcript is spliced from 2 exons. The record is from RefSeq and is a predicted model, not a curated record. The coding region runs from base 1 to 1218 and encodes 405 amino acids. NCBI's taxonomy places the organism in Eukaryota, Haptophyta, Isochrysidales, Noelaerhabdaceae.